This is a messenger RNA of Epinephelus lanceolatus (giant grouper), 619 nucleotides long. The record is from RefSeq and is a predicted model, not a curated record. NCBI's taxonomy places the organism in Eukaryota, Metazoa, Chordata, Actinopteri, Perciformes, Serranidae.
AGGUGACAUGUGCUCCUGUAACUGUAUAUAAGAAAAGCCCAACAUUCAGAGCAGCACUACAACAACCUCCUCGACCAUCUGCGAGACACUCUGCUCAAGACUAAAAGGUGUGAUCACUGUAACCAUGCUGAAGGUAGCACUUGUGCUUGGAUGCCUCCUGAGCAUCGCUCUGGCUCAUCCUGUGGAGCACAAACGACUUGCUCGGUCUGAGUCCGACUCUGACUCGGGGUCCAAUGAGGCCAGGCCAAAGCCUGUGCCAGUACCUGUGCCAGUACCUGUGCCAGCGCCAGUGCCGGCCCCAGCCCCAGCCCCGGCUGCCCCGGCUGCCCCGGCCCUCCCGGAUUUUGUCAAGAACUUUUUUGAUGUGCUUUCCAAACUGGCAACUCCACCUACUCCUCCUAAAAAGUAAAAUCUGAAAUGUAACCAGAGAUUGAUGAGUACAGAAAAAAAAAACAGUAUUUAAUGAGACAGAUGUUUGACAUGAGCUUUGUUUUGUGUCAGUUUGUCAUGUCAACUGUCUCGUUUUCUCUAUUCAAAUUGUAAUGACGUUAUCUUAACCAUGAUGUUGUUACACUCAUCAUUGUAGUUCACUCAAACAUGCAGAUCCAAAUCACUUUAU